Mizuhopecten yessoensis (Yesso scallop) is the source of this 2244-nucleotide messenger RNA. Its product is annotated as vesicle-trafficking protein SEC22a-like. The record is from RefSeq and is a predicted model, not a curated record. The transcript is spliced from 7 exons. Gene Ontology annotation, biological process: endoplasmic reticulum to Golgi vesicle-mediated transport; retrograde vesicle-mediated transport, Golgi to endoplasmic reticulum; vesicle fusion with Golgi apparatus. The coding region runs from base 125 to 1066 and encodes 313 amino acids. Gene Ontology annotation, cellular component: endoplasmic reticulum-Golgi intermediate compartment; Golgi membrane; endoplasmic reticulum membrane. Gene Ontology annotation, molecular function: SNAP receptor activity. Lineage: Eukaryota; Metazoa; Mollusca; Bivalvia; Pectinida; Pectinidae.
CUUCCGGUAACACACAUGGAAAAACUUCGACAGAUGUCUGCUAGGUCUACAGCUGUAGGGCAUUCGGUGUGAGUGGGCGAUUAUCUGAAUGCCUACUUCUGAAUGAGUGGCACCUAAGUGCAAGAUGAUUUACCAGACAAUGAUAAGUCGGACACACGAUGGCCACCCUCUGACGGCCAACACUGACACAACCAACCACCAACAUGGCUCAGAUGUCAAAGAAGGAUUAAAAAACAUGAAAUUUUUGUCAAGGAUGGCCAGUCGUUUUCAGGAUAGAUGUUCCUUUUACCUUGAUGCUGUCUGUGUACAUUUCAUAUCUGCCCUUGGCCUGACCUACCUUGUUGUAUGUGAUACCUCGUAUCCACCGGUACUAGCUUUCUCCUUCCUGGACGAGAUACAGAAAGAAUUUCUCCAAAGCUAUGAAAAAAACAAAGUCGAUGCAGUGACCAGACCUUACAGUUUGAUAGAAUUUGAUAUGUCAAUGCAGAAAGUGAAACAACGAUACAACAACCCUCGGUCAUUGACUACCAAGCUGAAUCUGACAGUGCUGAGUGAAGAGCUGAGGCUAAGGCCACCUUAUAUCAUAAGUCCCGAGCAGCUUCGGCCACACAAUAACUCAUAUAACAUGGACAACAACAUCAAGUCCAACACAUUUUCUACAUCAGCCUCACGUCACAGACAUGGAAGUUACGUGGCUAUGGGUCUGAGAACACUGUUGGCUGUAGGACUGAGUUUAUUUUGUGCUGUACUUAAUCUCACGAGAGGCCUUGCUGUAAUCAACGACGCUCAUAUUGAGGACUACGACAAUGACCACUACCAGUAUGCUGCGACAUUUAUACUCAACUGUUUACUCCUAGUUUAUCAGGUAUACCUCCUGUGUGUGCCAGUAAAGACUCGCAGACCACUGGCAUGUGCUACACUGUUUAGCAUUUGCCUUUGUCAGCUUUACCUCUGGGAAUAUCGUAAUAACUAUCUCAUCAUUUUCCACUUCAUUGUUGCUGUUUUUGGAACAUAUGUGAUAUUUAAAAGGAAAGUACAAGAAAAACUUCCACAGUAUACAUUAUGAUAGAAAGACUUCCACAGUAUACAUUGUGACAAAAAAACCUUUUAGUUGGGCAGGAUUUUUAAACAAUGAUAAAGAUCAAUCUUUAAAGUCAUGCUCUUGUUUUUAUUUAUCAUUAAAAUGAUGAUAAAUAACCAAAGCACGUCCAAAUCUAUUAUAGAAUAUCAAAUCCAUAUUUGAAAUAAAUCCUUAUAGAAUUUUCACCUUUAUAGCAAAUACUCAUCAUUUUAUCAACUUCCUGUCAGGUGCCGUCAGUAUUAUCGGGGACACAUGAUUGUCUAUCUUCAAAAUCAAAGAGUUCUACUUUCAAUACACAUAUCUUCAUAACAAAACCUAAGGCUAGCAGUAAGCUGUUUGAUUGGUGCCAGGUAUAAAAAACAGACCAAUCACUUGGCUGACACCUGAUUACAGAGGAGAUAUAGUCAACUUCAAAGCCUGGAGUCACGUUAAAAAACCUUCCAUUGUGUCAAGAUGUAUUCUAAGGUUGAAGAGAAGAUAUGAAGAUGUAUAGCGGAACACAGUAAUUGCCCUAUGUAUAGCGGAACACAGUGAUUGCCCUAUGUUUAAUAGAAUGUCCAUGUGGCCAAUGUGUUCUUCAAGAUAUUUUACUAUAAAUUUCAUAAUUUUUAAGAACAUUAAAAGUUACUUCUAAUUUCAUUAAAGAUUAUUGAUGAAAACUCUCAACAUUUGGAGAGCAAUGCUAUAAACUUUAACUUUGAUAUUAUCAUGUUGAUGGACUUCAGUGCAAUUUUAUCUACCAUAUACUAAAUACACUUGUCAAUUAAAACUUUAAUUGAGUAACUCUUUCAUCUAGUCGAUUGGUGAUGUGUUACCUUGAUAACAACCACUUAGAUACAGGGAAACACCACUCUUUAUCUGAGUGGUUGUUAUCAGGGUAACACCACUCUUUAUCUGAGUGGUUGUUAUCAGGGUAACACAUCACUCUUUAUCUGAGUGGUUAUCAGGGUAACACCACUCUUUAUAUAAGUGGUUGUUAUCAGGGUAACACAUCACUCUUUAUUUAGUAGUUGUUAUCAGGGUAACACAUCACUCUUUAUAUAAGUGGUUGUUAUCAGGGUAACACAUCACUCUUUAUAUAAGUGGUUGUUUCCAGGGUAACACAUCACUCUUUAUUAGCUCACCGGGUCCGAAUGACCAAGGUGAGCUUAUGCCUUACCGUG